Molecule: messenger RNA, 468 nt
Organism: Rasamsonia emersonii CBS 393.64
Lineage: Eukaryota; Fungi; Ascomycota; Eurotiomycetes; Eurotiales; Trichocomaceae
Product: Multiprotein-bridging factor 1
Exons: 2
Coding region: 1-468 (155 amino acids)
Cellular component (GO): nucleus
Molecular function (GO): DNA binding
Source: RefSeq, a predicted model, not a curated record
AUGUCGACCGACUGGGACUCCGUCACCCGCAUUGGCAGCAAGCACCGUGGAGGUAGUGCGCCGCGCGAGACCGUCGUCAAGGGCCGAAGCGCCCUGAACGCCGCCCAGCGAUCUGGUCUGAUCGUUGCAACUGAGAAGAAGUUUUCUACCGGCAAUGCGGCCGCCCGCGCCACCGCCGUCGAAGGCCAACACCUGACCAAAGUCGACCGAAGCGACGACAUCGUCAAGCCUAAGACGGUAGGCAUGCAAGUCGCCGAGGCGAUCAAGCGCCGCCGGAACGAGGAAGGGUACAAGAUGUCGCAGAAGGAGCUGGCCACCAAGUGCAACACGACCGUGUCGGUGAUCCAGGACUUUGAGCGCGGCACCGCCACGCCCGACCAGAAGGUGCUCAGCGCGAUGGAGCGCGUGCUCAACAUCAAGCUGCGGGGGUCGGACAUCGGGAAGGAGAAGUUCCCCAAGAAAAAGUAA